This is a messenger RNA of Aphanomyces invadans, 1359 nucleotides long. RefSeq lists its product as hypothetical. NCBI's taxonomy places the organism in Eukaryota, Oomycota, Saprolegniomycetes, Saprolegniales, Verrucalvaceae. The transcript is spliced from 3 exons. Bases 1 to 1359 code for a protein of 452 amino acids. The record is from RefSeq and is a predicted model, not a curated record.
AUGUCGGAGGGGGCAAACAAGUGCAAGGCGGACAAGAUCGCCCCUGGUGGUGAAGAAGGCGAAGUGCUUCUCGUUGACUUGGCUGCCGAAGAAGAGGCGGAAAAGUUUGAGCCGUUCGAUGGAGUGCAAGCGGCCUCGAGUUGGAUGAAGCGACCCCUACGUCAAGCAGAACUCGAGCAGAUUGAGGCUCGAGGGAUGUUGGAAGGUGCUCUCCAAACGUUGGAGUCGUUGGAGGCCGUGGAGCAAUCGUUGCGUGAACGCCGCGAAGGAGAAGCGGCGCGGAAGGUUGACGAGGUGGAGCGGGCUGCCCAAGAGAAGCAGCGUCGAUUGCACGAAGUUAAAGCAGCAGCGCUGGCGCAAAGUGCAGAACUACCUGGUGCUGGGACGACGACGUGGAAGUUGGAAGUGCCCGCGACGAUGGUGCCGCGGGAACACGUUUGGACGUUGGAGGAUCUCGACUUCGCGCGAGUUCGGAUGGACGAAGUUCCAUUCGUGGACGCAUUGGACGAAGAGUUCGAGAUGGGCGGAGUUGGCGAAGCAACGUUCGAAUACGUAUGCGACGCCGCAAGCGGCGUCAAUGUCGUCGACGAAGCCGACGAAGCCGGCAUGCCAGCGCGGGUGUUCGAAGCCAACGCGUGUUUGGCCGAGUUUGGACGAACCCAUGACGACUUCGAGCGCCACGUCGUGUGGAUGCUGAACGCCGUGGCCACGAUGACAAUGGUGGCCGCUGAUGGACGCGCUUCAAAGAUCGCAUGCGCGAAGGCGAUCCGGUACAUUACCGUGUUCGUGUACUCGUUGCUGCGACCAAACGCGGGUCGGCAAAAGAAUCGGCGUGUAGGAUGGCCGACGAAUGUGGGGGCCUUGGCCGGGUCUUUGGCUAAUUUUGCCUUGACCCGUCGAUCGAUUUACGGGCGACUAUCCGCCGAGCUUGUCGCGCAGAUCGCUGUUCGCGCAGGAACGCGGCGUGAACGCGAGAGUGCAGUGUCAACGACGACGGGGGUUGCGCCGUCGAUUUCGCGAGCAGGGGUGCUGGGAGCAUCUCCCCUACCAACGGGAAGGACGCGGAAUCCCCCCGAGGAUCCGCGGCUGGCUGGGCAGCAAGAGUCGGGGCGGUCGAUGGCGCUGGAUCGCGACCGUGGGUAUGGGGGAAUGAAGGCGGAACCUGCUGCAGCGGCACCGGUGCAAGGUCAACGUUCAAUUCUGCCGGCGUUUUGGACGGAGCACGCCCGCCUGAGGGGGGAGGCGAUGGAGUGGAGGGAAAACGUGGAAGAGCGUCAGGUGCCAGCGCACAUCGUGGCACAGUCGCCUCCGGCCGAAGAGCAGCGUCCAGCGGAAGAAGACGACCAAGAAGAGGGGUAG